AUGGCUCUAUUCCUAUGGACGGAGAAACAGAUGGGUUGUCAUGUGAAAGUAAUUUCUCUGUUUUUGCUUGCAUAUUAUCUGACAACAAGCAAUGCAGUCCAUGAAGACUCCAUCCGAUGCAUAACCAUCCGCCCAACAACAUGCAUUCGCUCCUCACAAUACAUCCACACCCCAGACUCCCCUCUAUACUCAACCAUGCUUCAAUCUUCUCAGCAAAAUCCCCGAUGGCUCAAUUCCACAUCACCAAAGCCUCUAGCCAUCAUCACGCCCUAUGCCGAAUCCCAAAUCCAGGCAACAAUUCUCUGCAGCCGGAAGCACGGUUUCCAAAUCAGGGUCAGAAGCGGUGGCCACGACUAUGAAGGCCUGUCCUUCCUCUGCAACACUCCUUUCGUCCUAGUCGACCUCAUCAAUCUCAGGCAAGAGAAAAACUCUUAG
Thlaspi arvense is the source of this 435-nucleotide messenger RNA. The record is from the annotation of a GenBank genome assembly. NCBI's taxonomy places the organism in Eukaryota, Viridiplantae, Streptophyta, Magnoliopsida, Brassicales, Brassicaceae.